GUGAAAUUGGGGCAUAAGGCGCAGUUUCCUUGGCAUCAACCAUUCUCUGCCGCCGCUCCCCCGAGAAGCGAUGGGUCGAAAGAGAGAUAAACCUUACCCUUCCACCCACCACUCUACGUCCUUCGCUAAGAGGCGGCGCCAUCAGCCGCCGGCAUCGUUGCCUGCGGAGGACGAUGAUGUGGACAAGCCCUUGCCGAAGCCUGCGCCGCCGCUUGCCCUAGUCGUCGUUGACCUUCCGUCACACUGCUCGGUGCUUGACUUGAAGUCCCGAUUUGAAAUCUACGGAUCCAUCUCCCGCAUCCGCAUCGACCGUGAUUGUGUUGGCUACAUCAUGUAUCGUACCAAAGACUCCGCUGAUGCUGCCAUGGCCGCUGCUCUCGAUCCCUCAUUCGGCUUCACCAUUGAUUCCAAAAAGGUUCAGGUAUUAUGGGCGAAUGAUCCUCAAGUGCAAUGGCGGCAAGGGAUUAACGUUGGUGUUAACAAGAACAAGGAAAUGUCAUCGAAGCUCUUGCGGGCAGAAGUGCCACUGAGUAGACAUGGAAGAGGCAAUAAGCUUGCUUCAACCAUUGUCAACCCCAGAAAAAGCAAUAGUUCGUCAAGGUCCGAUGAGCCUUUCAGGGGCAGGGAAGUUGUUGCUUACGAUGAUAUUCUCUAAGGUUAUAGAUUACUUCAUUAUUUGAUAGUUUGUCUGUUUGUUUGCUCUUUUUUGGGUAUAUUAUGGUGAAGUAUAGAUUGAGUGUUCGAGUGCAUAACUGUUUAUGCUAGAUUUCUCCCAAUUCCCCCUUAAUUCUUACGAGUUCAAGCUUAUUUAUGGUCCUAAAUUCAUGUGUGUGUUAUAAAUGUAAAUCUUCCGUUAAUACAAGGAAACUCUAGCUUCUCACCAAAGCUUUGUUGCAUAA
Molecule: messenger RNA, 899 nt
Organism: Cucurbita maxima (winter squash)
Lineage: Eukaryota; Viridiplantae; Streptophyta; Magnoliopsida; Cucurbitales; Cucurbitaceae
Exons: 2
Coding region: 71-655 (194 amino acids)
Molecular function (GO): mRNA binding
Source: RefSeq, a predicted model, not a curated record